Molecule: messenger RNA, 8063 nt
Organism: Ochlerotatus camptorhynchus
Lineage: Eukaryota; Metazoa; Arthropoda; Insecta; Diptera; Culicidae
Gene: Ac13E
Product: Adenylyl cyclase 13E
Exons: 5
Coding region: 1436-5983 (1515 amino acids)
Biological process (GO): intracellular signal transduction; cyclic nucleotide biosynthetic process; adenylate cyclase-activating G protein-coupled receptor signaling pathway
Cellular component (GO): plasma membrane
Molecular function (GO): adenylate cyclase activity
Source: RefSeq, a predicted model, not a curated record
AAUUGCGCCCGACCGACGUCGACGCGAUAUAGCGAAUUUAGUUUAUUUUCGGCGCCGGUAUGGGACUGUUGUACUUCGAGCAUUGUUUCGAGUGCGGGAUUGAUAAAAGUGAAUUGGGGAUGGAUUGGCGGAACCGGGCGGGACCGGAGGCAGGAGAGCGUGUGUAAGCAAUAAUAACUUUUGAUUUUUGAACGGCGCGCGUGCAUUCAAGAAGUUUAAGUGAUCGAAUACCGACCGUGCGUCUCCACUGGAAACGUCGCUAUCGUGGGGGGAGAUUCCUUACGAAAUUAUACGCCAGUUAUCAAACUGAAAAACCAUCGUUCAACAACAAAAAAAAGUUGCUAACCAGUGUUAUCGGUUUGUGUGGAAACAAGACCAAGAACAAGAAAUAGCAAACCUAACAAGAGAGUGGGGUAUAUAUUUGUUGUGACCAUUAGAGGGGAUAACCGAAAAAAAAAGCGGCGACGAAGCUCUGGACAAGGAAGAUAUCGUCUUACACUUGUCUUACAGGCGGAGAGAAAAGAAAGGGUGGUAGUGGCAGUGUGAGUUCGUGGCGGCAAAGGCGUGGGCGCUUAUCGUUAAUGUAAACAAGCGUGCAACAUUUUUGGUGGUGAAGAUUCGCAACCCGCUUUCUGGGUUUCGAAUUUCAGCGCGCCGUGCGGUCCUGUUCAUUACCAUCGGGAAAAUAAAUAGGCUAAAAAUGUAACAACACAUCAUAGCAGGUACGGGCGAAAAAGAAGGCGAAAGCACUAGAAGCAGAAUACUCUACCCGAGGACGAGGUUCUGAUAUCGUAAUUAAAACAAAACAACCAAUUUGUGCAGAAACGGCAAAUAAAAAAAAAACAUGCGAAGAGCUGAAGAAAAAAAAAAGUUGGUUGUGUGCAGUUGAAGGAAAUAACGAAGCAAAUUUCGUGCCGCGCAGCAGUAAAUUAGCAUUGGAGACCAAUUAGUGUACUUUGCUGUCUUAUCGUGCCUUAUCAGAAGGUGGCGCAGAAGAAAGAAAGUGAGUGGAAGAAGUUCGAAGAACGGCGAAUUGAAAGCGAAUUGCGUUAAGGUCUGUGGAAUACUCCGUCUGUUCACGAAGCGGGAAAGUGCACUUAAGCUGAAUAUUACUAAUUAAAACCGGUGCCGCUGUGAGGGUGGACAUUUUCAUACACACUGCACAGAAAUUGUUAUUGAAGAAUCGGUUUUCGUGAGAGCGACCCACAGAGAGAGAGAGAGAAAGAUAGAAAGAGAUUGUGACCGAAUUUGAUGAUACGCGGCUGUCAGCAACCAACGGCCAACGGUCGCUGGUUAUCUUGAUGAAAUUGCAAUUAAAAGAGCUGUCUGGACGGACUUACUCGUGUCAGCAGUGGUGGAUGGCUGUGUGAUGAUUAGAAAUAGAUAGGAUCGAACGUCCACAUCCAACCACCGGCGAUCGACGUCGCUGACGACGAUGCCCCCGGUGAUGAGCGAUAGCCGUAAGGGUUCAAUCGAGGACAUUCAGAUAUCGCUAGCCCCGUACAUCCAGAGCUACCUGACCCAGACGGGCCGACGGCAUUCCUGCUGCAGCGUGAUGCUUCCAGUGGCAUUCGAGCGGGCCGCCCCGCGAUCCUGGUUCGAUCCCCGCUUCGACUCACCGGUACUGGAGGGCCAGUUCCAAGCCAGCGUGUUUCCGCAGAUCCGACUUAAGUUUAGAUUCGCCCUCUUCUACAUCCUGCUCUGUUCCCUGGUAUGGUUGUUUUACUUUAUCUUCGACGGUGGGCCCACCCACUACCACCUGCUGACGGGUUCGAUCGGCCUAAUCCUGAUAUUCGGCCUCGUAGGGAUGUGGCUCACGCACACCGACAUCUACCGGGCCUACACAAACGUAAUCUCGUCGGCCUGUGCCAUCCUCCUUUGUUUGUUCUCACUCUUCCUGCUCCUCUUCACCGAGGAUGCCCUCAGCCCACUGGGGCACUUUUCCAUCUGCAUCGAAAUAGUGCUGCUGAUCUAUACCAUCAUCCCAUUGCCCCUGUGGUUGUGCUGCAGCAUCGCGGCGGCCUACUCGGUGUGCUUCGAAGUGCUUUCAUUCCUCCAUCAGGGGCACUACAUUCAGGAACCCGACGUAGACGAUUUGGUAACAGCCGCCUCACUGUCGGAUUCCGAGAAGGACUCCAGCGGAUUUGUGUACAAAAUUGUCCUCAUCCGGAUACUGAUCCAGCUGUGCGUCCACUUGAUGGGGGUUCACAUCCUAAUAAUGACCGUGGUCCGGAUGCGGGGGACAUUCAUGAAAGUGGGGCAGAAUCUGCUGGUUCGGAGGCAACUGGAGAUGGAGAAACAGCUGAAAGAAAAGAUGAUCCACUCGAUGAUGCCUCCGAAGGUGGCCGAUUUGCUGCUGAAGGAAAGCGGGAGCGUCGUCAAGGGGAUGAGCUUCGAUCAGUGUCCGCAGCGGCGGGCGACUCCCUCGGAUCUGAAGAGCCUCUUCCGGCCGUUCCACAUGAACAGCAUGGAAAACGUGAGCAUCCUGUUUGCGGACAUCGUUGGCUUCACGAAGAUGUCCUCGACGAAAACGGCCGAACAGCUGGUGGAGAUUUUGAACGACCUGUUCGAGCGGUUCGACGAUCUGUGUCUGAUGAAUGGGUGCGAGAAGAUUUCCACGCUUGGUGACUGCUACUACUGUGUCAGUGGGUGCCCGGAACCGCGACCGGACCAUGCCAUAUGCUGCGUCGAGAUGGGACUGGGCAUGAUCCAGUCGAUUCGGAUGUUCGACGCCCAGCGGCAGGAGGGCGUCAAGAUGCGGGUCGGGGUGCACACGGGGACGGUGCUGUGCGGGAUCGUCGGUACCAAGCGGGUCAAGUUCGACGUGUGGAGCAACGAUGUGACACUGGCGAACAGAAUGGAAUCCAGUGGCCGACCGGAUCAGGUGCACGUGUCGGGAGAAACCUGCAGUUUCCUGGGCGAUUCCUACCUGAUUGAGGAGGGCGAAGAGGUCGACGGCCAUCGAACGUACUUCGUCCUCGGCAAGAAGCAAGAUCUGAUCUGUUCCAUCACGGAUGGCCUAUCGAGCCUGGGUCUACCGGGGGACGGAAGCAACAUGCUAUCUUCCUCUCCCCUGGACGGCGACCACAGUCACUCGUUCGUCCACAACGCCAGCGAUGGUCACGGGACCGGACCGGGUUGUCUGUCGCAAAGUGCCACCAACCUAUCGUCGAUACAUCCGGCGGUACCGCCGGCAUCUCCCGCCGGGCCUGUUUCGUCAUCGCUGAAUCCGUCACCGGUUUCAAGUCCCCGGCCGCGGAUAGCAUCGCUCUCGAAGAUGACCAAAUUUCUCAAAGGUAAGCACCAUCACACCAACCACAGGGACAUCGAAAAGCCGAAGAUCAUUGUCAGCACCAAGUCGAUGCCGAACGGGAUCGACUCGGACGAGGGGGACGAGGACAUGGCGGCCGUAGUGAUUGCGGUGGCCAACGAGAAGGGAUCCAAGUUCAAGAGUUGGAAGAUGGGGCGGCUGCUGAAGAAGAUGGAAUCGGGGACGGCGCAGGUGCAUAGUGGCGCGGGUAUAACGAGUGGUAAUGCUCAGUUGACCGCAGCUCUAGCUUUAGAGCUGGAGAACAAAGACUGUGAUAGUAGUAGGAAAAGCGAAGAAGUGCCAUGUGUAGUAGAGCAGAUCAGCGGGGGUGGUGGCUACCAGCAGUUACCGAUAGUGAUUGUCACUCCGAGACCGAGCUGCCACACGUUGGAGGUGUCGGGUUGCUCGGUCCAGGGGGGUGUUCGGUCGCGGGACCGCGAGGGCUCGAAAUCUAUCAGCGUCGGUGCAAGCGGGGAUAACAAUUCCAAUCUUAGUCAGAAUUCCGUAUUCGACGACAUCAUCGAUGUUAGGUCGUACAUCUCCCAGAGUCGUAGUGAUAUAUCGCCUUUCGCCCGAACCGGCAGCUAUCGGUCCCAGUGUGAGAAGGCCUCCCUCAUUGCGGAAGCACCCAGUGGGAGACCCCGAAGUUCGACGAUCGCCGCUAACAGUAUAGACCUAAAUAACAGUAGACACGGCGGUAGGUUAAUGUGCGACGGUGCUAGCCUGUGUCCGUCGGCCACCUCGCGCAAGGAUUCCGGAAUUCGAUCCAACAGCCGACGAUCCAGCAUUCAGCAGCAGAUCAUGCUCAUGAAUCAGACUGCGGCCCUAUCGACCCAUCGUGUUAGCGGUUACUUCACCAGUUCUCAAUCUAGUCUUUCGGCGGUCGCUGCAGCAGUGGGCGCAACUUCCACCGAUCCAGGCAUGGCGCUGAAAUCCAACGGAGACGUCAGCGACCUCCGCUGCGUCAUCAAAGAAACUCAUCCUGAUCCCUUGGCUGCGUGUCUGCAGCAACUUCGAAAGCAAUCCGACCUUCAGUUGAUCCGCUGCGUCCGGGAUAAUGCCCGAAGUCAGCGGAGCUAUCUGGUGAAGCCUCCUCUCCUGCCCAUUUCCCUUCGGUUCAAAUCUCGUCAGUUGGAGCAGGAGUUCCGCUCGAAAGCCCACCGCUUCGGUAGCGAAUCCGAACUGGAAGGUGGUCCUCCAACUCUUGCAACCCCCAAAUACAACACCUACAUCGACAUCUUCGUGUCCUUUCUCAUCUACCUGGCGACGUCCACCUCGUUGUUUCUACUAACCCCUUCGGUCUACCUAGAAUCCUACAAGGUAUGGGUCUGCAUCUUCAUGGUCUUCAGCACCCUGCAGCUGUUUGCGCUCUUCAUCUGCACCAAGCAAGUCUGCCGGCGAGUGCACAAGUUUUCGCGCCGAUCGCGACCUAUCGUGACGCAAAGCUGCUACGACUCUAUCCUACGAAUGGUCUCCAACUGGUAUCCGUGGCACAUCUGCGGAGCGAUACUGAUGUCCCUGCCGGUCAUUUCGAUCCUGUCCAACUUUGCCAUGAUGGACGUGAGCAAGUUCAAGAUCUUCGAGUUCCACUACGGCUUUCUGAUGUUCAUCUGUGUGAUACAUUUCUGCAACUUUACGCAGCUGAAUUGCUGGAUGCGGAACUGUUUGGCGCUGGUGACGUCGAUGGCGUUCGUCGGUAUUGCCAUCGGGCAUAUGCUGGAGUUGAGGAACGGAGUGGGGGCUACGGUGGUGACGACGCCAGUUAGUGUCAAUGGGACGCAGGAGGUGAAUCCGGAGCUGCAGCAGGCACAGUUCGAUUGGUUCAACGACUACCGGGCAGAGAUCUACGUGGAUCUGGUCCUGCUGUUGGUGUUGGUGUGGUUUUUGAACAGGGAGUUUGAAAUUAGCUACCGGUUGAGUUUCUAUGGGAGUGCGGUUGCGAACCAAGACAAGAUACGGGUGCAGAGCAUGAAGAACCAGGCGGAUAUGCUGUUGCACAACAUCAUUCCAAAGCACGUGGCGGAGCAGUUGAAGAAUACGGCCAAGUAUUCGGAGAACCAUAAGAACAUAGGGAUCAUUUUUGCAAGCAUAGUCAACUUCAACGAGAUGUACGAUGAGUCGUACCUAGGUGGGAAGGAGUAUCUGCGAGUACUUAACGAGCUGAUCGGGGACUUUGAUGAGUUAUUGGCAAGGCCGGAGUUUCGGUGCGUGGAGAAGAUCAAGACGAUCGGCAGUACCUUCAUGGCGGCGUCCGGAUUGGACCCGGGAAGUCGCGGCGAGGAGAACGAACAUCUCUUCACCCUGCUGGAUUUUACCAUCGCGAUGCAGCAGGUCGUGGAUUCGUUCAAUCGGGAUCUGCUGGAGUUCAACCUCAUCAUGAGGGUGGGGUACAACUUUGGGGACAUAACGGCCGGGGUGAUCGGGACCAGCAAGCUGUACUACGACAUCUGGGGCGACUCGGUGAAUGUGGCAUCGCGGAUGGACUCGACCGGUAUCCCCGGACGGAUACAGGUGGGAAGUGCGUGUGUGCCGACGCUGAGCGAACGGUACGAUUUCGAGCCCCGGGGGAAGGUUUAUGUCAAGGGGAAGGACCACAUGGAAGUGUACCUGCUGGUAGGCAAGAAGCCCGAUCUGCUGGGACCACCAGACUUUAAUAUAGAUCCGAUGAUGUAGGAGGGAGGGGGGGGGGAUGAAAGUGAACACUGGAGGGUUUCAUUGUUGUUUUCCAAAGUGCGGAGGAAAGCGGGGACCGACGGUACGCAGGACGAUACACUCCUCAGUGCGGGUUAUAUGUUUUGUGUUGUUUGGUAGUAGUAGUAGUAGUAGUGGAAGUAGUAGUAGUUACGGGUGAUUGUCGGAGGGAGGGCCGAUGAAAGGGAGACAGUAUUGUUGAGUGCCGAGGAAGGUCGGUACACGGGCAGUGCGAGUUGGUUCAUCUGGUUGGUUGGUGAGCAGUUCUUGUGGUAGAGUGUGAUUUUAUCGGAAAUGAUUGUAGCUGCCUUAUAAAAUUUGAAUACUUGAGUGUGGUUUGAGGCUGGACCCUAGAUGACCCCAGGUUGGUCCUCUUGAAGAUUUGGAACGAGCGGAAAUGUGACAAGGCUGGCAGCCCUUUUUAGUGGCUAGGUCACCAUUUUCACUAAAGUAACGUCAAAGUUUGAUUUGGUAGCAAAGUUGUUCUAGAAACCAAAACUGUCCAAUUGGUGUUGACGGGAUCACUAAUAAUAUUCUUUGGGUUCUUCUCGGAAGUGCGCUGAACUUGUCGUCGGAAAUGCUGUGAAGUUCUCUGAAUUUUUCGUCGGAUGUUCUCAGAACUUCUCCUCGGAAGAUCUUUGAACUUCUCGCCGGAAGUUCUACGAUCUUCUCCUCGGAAGUUCUUUGAACCUCUCUUUGACAGUUAUCUGAACUUCUCCUCAGAAGUCCUCUGGGCUUCUUGUCGGUAGUUCUGUGAACUUCUUAUCAGAAGUUCUGUUAACUUCGUAUCGGAAGUUCUGUGAACUUCUCCUUGGAAGUUCUCUGAACUUGGUUUUGUAUUUUCCUUAAACUUCUCGUCGGACGCACUAUGAACAUCUUCUGAACAUCUGAACGUCUUGUUGGAAGUUAUCUAAACUUCUCGUCGGCUGCUCUUUGCACUUUUCGUCGGACCUUCAGAGAACUUAAAUGAAGUUCUUUGGACUUCUCGGAACUUCUCUUCGAAAAAGUUCUCUGAGCUUUUUGUCGGAAGAUCUCUGUAUAUCUCAUCAAAAGUUCUCUGAACUGCUCGUCGGAAGGUCUCUUUACUUCUCGUAAUAAGUUGUCUGAACCUUUCGCCGGAAGUUCUCUGAACUUUUCGUCGAACUUCAGAGAACUUUGGUUCUGAACUUCAGGGAAGUUCUGUGAACCUUAGGAAUUCUUUAAAGUACUCUAAACUUUAAUGUCGAAAGUUCUGUGAACAUUUUUCUUUCGGAAAUUAUGCGUUCUGUGAACUUUUCGUUGGACUGGGAGCUUCUGUGAACUUCCAUUUAAGUUCAGAGCUUAUCACCUGAAGUUCAGAGAUUUUCACCUGAAGUUCAAAGAAGUUCGCCUAAAUUUCAGAGAACUGCGCUUGACUCAGCGUUGUCUGCCUCAAUGAUCACGGUAACGCUCGGAGCAAAUUCAAGAUCCGGUGCAACGUCGACGAAUGUCGGGAGCGUCACAAACGUCUACUGCAUUCCGCUGCCGGAUCCGUGGUAAUCAACGCACACUUUCGAACCACCAGUACCAUCAUGUUCCGUAUGGUAUUAGUGACCUUGUAUUUCGGUAAGCGGUCGUUAGCGUUUCUGGACGAGGGCGCAUCAGUGAUUCUGAUGGAAAGUUCCUAAGCGGAUCAGCUAGGUGUCCAAGUAACGAAGGAACAGUUGAUCAUCAAAUGGACAGCUGACAUCACGAGCGUGGAGAAGGGAUUCCGACGAAUGAGCUUGUUCAGUUUCGGACGAGAUGGGAAGGAGAAACAUCAAGUGUAGACGAGCAAUCCCUAAGUGCGUCGGUGUUCAGUCAGCGGAUGAAGAAUCUUCAAGGGCUACCGAUUGUUUCGUACGAAAACCGAUCGGUCUGAACAAACACCACUUGAUUGCAGCGACUGAAGCAAAGGGUGGUAAGCCUCGUGAGCCAAUAGCGGUUCGGUCCAAGCCAGGAUGGGUAGUGUACGGUUCAAAUGAGGUGCAGCCAUCUAACGCGGAAGGGUAUCAGGACCUCCAUGAUCUGCUGAAAAGUCAGUACGCUUUAAAGGACUCCGUAG